UCUGUAUUGGUAUAGUAUAAAAAAAUGAACAAAACAAAAUUUGAUCUUCACUCCUAACAGAACUUGCCCACGCAGCAUCCGACUCCGAAUGGCAGAGAACGGACUACGAGGACAAGGGGGCGGAGCUCUCCUUCCAAGGAGCCGAAUUGCAGAGGCAACCAUUGAAGAUGGACCAGGAGGGGAGGACGGACGGCGGUGCGACUUCUGCCGCCAAUCUUAUGGUGCCCACGGAACUAACAACACCAGACCUGAUCGAAGCAUACUCUGGCGACAAAGUGGAUACCUUCGACCAGGACAGCCGCAGGGGUGACACCUCUCCCCCCACCAACCCACAAAAGCAGCAAACGCACCGAAACCCGGACAAGCACCGGUGCCGCUUCUGUCCUUACUCAUGUCCUUCUGCAGCGGGUAUCGCCAUCCACGAGAGGACUCACACUGGAGAGAGGCCCUUCAGUUGCGAUGUUUGCGAGAAAACGUUCACGCAUAAGGCUGCCUUGAAGGCUCACGUUAGAACUCACACCGGAGAGAAGCCGUUCAAGUGCAACACGUGCAGCAGGGCCUUUGCUCAGAAAACCCAUUUGACGAUGCAUGUGAGGACUCACACGGGAGAGAAGCCGUUCAAGUGCAACACGUGUAGCAGGGCGUUUACUCAGAAAUGCGAUUUGACGAUGCAUGUGAGGACUCACACCGGAGAGAAGCCGUACAGGUGCAACACGUGCAGCAGGGCGUUCACUCAGAAAACCCAUUUGACGAGUCAUGAGAGGACUCACACGGGAGAGAAGCCGUUCAAGUGCAACACGUGCAGCAGGGCGUUCACUCAGAAAACCCAUUUGGCGAAUCAUGAAAGGACUCACACCGGAGAGAAGCCGUUCAAGUGCGAUACCUGCAGUAGAGCGUUCGCGACUCAUAGCAGUUUACACGCUCAUCGGAAGAUACAUCGCAAGUGAUCAAAACCCUCACAUGCAUCAUAGUUGUGAAAGGGGUUUAAACGAAAUACUCGAGCACCGACGUGUGUUCAUUUGGUUUGGCCAUAGACCUGCAGGGGUUCUACUUGCGAGCAGUGUGUGUUUUGCAUGGUUCAAAAUGUUUCAGCCUGUUAUUUAUCGCGUAAACACAGAUAAAAAAAUGUGAAUUUACCUUACACGAAGCGACC
Ixodes scapularis (black-legged tick) is the source of this 1153-nucleotide messenger RNA. RefSeq names its product zinc finger protein 2-like. The record is from RefSeq and is a predicted model, not a curated record. Gene Ontology annotation, molecular function: DNA-binding transcription factor activity, RNA polymerase II-specific; RNA polymerase II cis-regulatory region sequence-specific DNA binding. The transcript is spliced from 3 exons. Bases 168 to 947 code for a protein of 259 amino acids. NCBI's taxonomy places the organism in Eukaryota, Metazoa, Arthropoda, Arachnida, Ixodida, Ixodidae. Gene Ontology annotation, biological process: regulation of transcription by RNA polymerase II.